Molecule: messenger RNA, 2380 nt
Organism: Ceratina calcarata
Lineage: Eukaryota; Metazoa; Arthropoda; Insecta; Hymenoptera; Apidae
Product: heat shock protein 60A
Exons: 4
Coding region: 165-1874 (569 amino acids)
Biological process (GO): protein refolding
Molecular function (GO): ATP-dependent protein folding chaperone; ATP binding
Source: RefSeq, a predicted model, not a curated record
GGGAGUAGUAGCCAUGUGAUAGCAAUAGCACGAUAGCAGUAUAGUCUUUCUUACACAUUUCAUUCUACUGGCGAGACAACGUGCGGUCACGCUGUGACGAUUUUCAAUUACUUUUGUAACUACAAUCUCUACCCAAGGGCUUUUUCUCGUUUCAUUAAUUAAAGAUGUACAGAUUACCGACUGUAUUACGUAGCACAGCUUUGCGUCAAUUGCAAACUCGUUCGUAUGCCAAAGAUGUACGCUUCGGUGCAGAGGUCAGAGCACUCAUGCUGCAAGGGGUGGAUAUCUUAGCGGACGCCGUGGCAGUAACGAUGGGUCCAAAAGGACGUAAUGUUAUUUUGGAGCAAAGUUGGGGUAGUCCAAAGAUUACUAAGGACGGUGUCACAGUGGCUAAGGGAGUCGAGUUGAAGGACAAGUUUCAGAACAUCGGAGCGAAGCUGGUACAGGAUGUUGCAAACAAUACGAACGAGGAAGCUGGCGAUGGCACGACCACUGCCACAGUUUUAGCACGAGCCAUUGCCAAAGAAGGUUUCGAGAAAAUUAGCAAAGGCGCAAAUCCUGUGGAAAUAAGGAGAGGCGUUAUGUUGGCCGUCGACAAAGUUAAAAACGAACUGAGAACUUUAAGUAAGCCAGUGACCACUCCAGAAGAAAUCGCACAAGUAGCUACGAUCUCCGCUAACGGGGAUCAGGCGAUCGGUACUCUUAUUUCAGACGCGAUGAAGAAGGUCGGGAAAGAAGGUGUGAUCACCGUAAAGGAUGGGAAAACGUUACACGACGAGCUGGAAGUUAUAGAAGGAAUGAAAUUCGACAGGGGCUACAUAUCUCCGUAUUUCAUAAAUUCCAGUAAAGGGGCAAAGGUCGAAUUUCAGGAUGCACUUUUGCUAUUUAGCGAGAAAAAAAUAUCAUCUGUACAGUCCAUAAUUCCUGCAUUGGAACUGGCGAAUUCUCAACGGAAACCACUCGUCAUUAUAGCGGAGGACGUCGACGGUGAAGCGCUGUCUACCCUCGUCGUCAACAGAUUGAAAAUCGGUUUGCAGGUGGCUGCAGUUAAAGCACCUGGGUUUGGAGACAACAGGAAAGCCACUCUCCAAGAUAUGGCGAUCUUGACCGGAGGAAUCGUCUUCGGUGACGAUGCGAAUCUCGUUAAGUUAGAAAGCGUGCAGGCCUGCGACUUGGGCGAAGUGGGCGAAGUCGUCAUUACGAAAGACGACACUCUCAUCCUCAAGGGUAAAGGAAAGAAGGCCGACAUCGAUCAUAGAGCGGACGUGAUCAGGGAUCAGAUCGCCAACACCACUUCCGAGUACGAGAAAGAAAAACUGCAAGAACGUCUGGCAAGAUUAGCUUCAGGAGUCGCUGUGCUGAGAGUCGGUGGAAGCAGCGAGGUCGAAGUCAACGAGAAGAAGGACCGCGUCCACGAUGCCCUUAAUGCAACCAGAGCAGCCGUUGAAGAAGGAAUAGUUCCCGGAGGUGGUACUGCACUCUUGAGGUGCAUCCCGGCUCUUCGUAGUAUGAAGGCUUCGAACACCGAUCAAGAAACCGGGAUUAAAAUAGUGGCGGACGCGUUGCGUAUGCCGUGUCUCCAGAUCGCUCAGAACGCGGGCGUGGAUGCUAGUUUAGUGGUAGCGAAAGUUAGUGAAAGCAAUCUCGGUUACGACGCUUUGAACAAUGAAUACGUCGACAUGAUCGAGAAGGGGAUCAUCGACCCGACGAAAGUGGUGCGCACGGCGCUUACCGAUGCCGCGGGUGUCGCGUCGUUGCUGACGACCGCGGAGGCGGUGGUCACCGAAUUGCCUAAAGAGGAACCCCAGAUGCCGAUGGGUGGUGGUGGCAUGGGUGGCAUGGGUGGAAUGGGCAUGGGAGGCAUGGGCAUGUAAUUAAAUCGAAUCCCGUGCAAAGACUGAAUUUCGCAUUGUAAUUAAUUCGUUUAGCAUUGAAAUUCGAUCGCGACGUUCUCGAUGAUCUUGAUAGAAACGCGGUUGAACGAUAUGAUACACCAAUUGAUUAACCGUGACGCAAAAUGCCUAGGAUACUUUACAGGACACACCAUUUCUUUUAUACCGUUUUGAUAUGUUAUCUGAUCAUUUGUUUUCGUUCCGCGCGCGAGCAUCAUUACGUUUGUCUGCGUAUGAAAAAUUGGCUCUUUACCCAGUAACGUUUAGUAUAAACUCGUUUAUAUAUCCUGCUAUACGAUUGUAAAUCCUCUAGCAAAUUGUAUCAUGAACGAAACUGAAUUUAGUCAUUUCCGAAUAAACGAUAGCAAAUGAUAAGACCAUACUUAAGCAUUUGUUCCUGUGUUAAAGUUGUUACCAAAUUAGUUGUAUUUUUUACUUGAUUGUCAACGAGUUAAUAAAAAAUAAAAUACUUGUUUCCAACCAUCCAA